This is a messenger RNA of Coregonus sp. 'balchen', 17003 nucleotides long. Lineage: Eukaryota; Metazoa; Chordata; Actinopteri; Salmoniformes; Salmonidae. The record is from the annotation of a GenBank genome assembly.
AUGACCAUCAUGACUUAUUCAACGACUGAGCUUCUGGAUGCUACAAGGCCAAAUGGACGGAGCUGGACCUCACUGAGAGGGGAGAGAGGGGAGAAGAAGGAGAGAUCGGUGAAAGGAAGAAGAGGGGGGUGGAGGGAGAAGAGCCAGGAGAAAAGUAAUAGGGGAGAGAGGAGGAAGAGGGGAGAGAGGAGGAGGAGGGGUGAGACGAGGGAAAGGAGGGAGGCAGGAGAGAGGGGUAAGACAGGGUAGAGGGGGAAGUGAGGCCUGUUUGAGAGGAGAGACAGAGGACAGAAAGGGAAGAAGAGAAAGAGUGGGAAGAGGGGUGUGAAAGGACAGAAAAGACAGACGAGGAAUCCGUUCCUUACUAUGGCUCUACAUCAUGACCCUAUGCCUCACCUUUGACCCCGCGACCUCCCAGGGUCACUUCCCCUGGUGGAGAUCAUCGGAGCCCACAAGCCCGUCACCCUCUCCCCCGCCCGCUCCACACCUGUGGCACCCCCGAGCGCACCACCUAAUUCCACAGCCCCGCCUCCCGGGAGGCGCUCCACAACUGCAGCCAGGCCUUCUGCAACCAGGAGUGACCCUACAGCUCCUCCACCCCACCUCACACACCCCUGCUGCUCUCCACACACUGGGGCAUCUGUGUCACCCAGGACGGACAGAACCCUCACCCCGGGACAGAGACAGGGGGAGAGGGGGAUGGAUCCAGAAGGAGUGUGAUAUUCUAGGGUUCCCAGGGAGGAUGCGUGGCCUCUCCUCCCUCUCAGUGUCUGGGUCAUCUGGCCUCCUUCACCCUGGCUGUGUGGAUCAAACCUGAGGCUCCUGAACACGUGAAUAUUACUUUUAUUCAUCCUCUUUUAUGUAUUUUAUGUAUACUGUUGUUAUAAACUGUAUUAAGAUGUCAAAAUGCACUUUCGAUGACAUUUAAUUUAAUUUAGCUCAAAGUUCAAAAUCAACUGUUUAAGUGAUAAACUUGACUUUUUAGCCUGCAUAACCAUAUCAUGGUCUCAGCCACAAACAGCUGGUUAGUCCGACAUGCACUUAUCAGGAGUGGCCUUUUAGGUAGUCCAAUCCAGAGAGAAAGAUAAGACAGGACCAUGUUAGAAAACAAUCAGGUCACAGAGAGACAUGAAACCUGAAGCUUUGGUAGUGGUGUAAGUAGGCCAGGACAGGACAGGAUAGAACAGGAAAUACUUUCCUUCAGAACAAACAGAAAAGAGCAGAGCAGCGUGGCAGUGAGGGACUGCAUCCCAAAUGGCACCCUCUUCGCUCUAUAGUGCACUACUUGGGCCCAGGUCAAAAUGUGUGCACUAUAUAGGGAAUAGUGUGCCAUUUAGGACGCAGAGUGGUAACGUAAGGUGUUACUGGGAGAGCUUACAUUGUGCUGGGUUUCACACACUUACAAUCAGAUCAGUUUCUUCUCUGGUAACUGUCUGGCAACACUCUGCUUAUCAUACAAUCAUACAGGCCUUUGCUUUGUGAAUCCCUCCCACGCCUGUUGUUUGUAGGCUAUCAGUCUUUGUUGUGAGUGACCAAAAUGGCCGCCAUCAAAGAGGCUAGAUAAAAGGCUCUCUGUCCUCAUCUAUCCCUGACCUCUCGCUCUAGCCACAUUGUCCCACUGACCACCACAGCUGCCCAUUCCAACAUCUACACAGUGUACAGAAUACAUACAGUAUUCACUGACUGUACAGUAAGCCUGCAGUACAUGUGUUGCUUUGGAUAAAAGGGUUAGCUAAAUAACCAUAUUAUGAUAUUGGUCUGUGGUCUGUGGUCUGUAGUCUGUGAAUCAUGUACCAGUUGGUCUGUUUGAUGAGGCUAUGUGAUGUGUGUUCCGGAAGCUGUCCAUUGAUCUCUGGCAUCCUACCUAACACAGGCCUCACUGGUAUUCGACUACUGCCACACAGAUAAUGAAGAGGUGGACUUUGGGAAUUUGAUUUAAAUUAUAGCAAACACAGGAAUUCCAGUGAUCACUAGUGCAUGUGUGUGUGUGCUUACACAGUGUGUGUAUGUACUGUACGUGUGUGUGUGUGUGUUUGUGUGUGAGCUAUACAUUAUCAGCAACUGUGGAUCAAUGGGAGGAAGAUUGUCCUAUGUGUUUCACCAGCGUAGAAAGAGAGCAUCAGCUCAAAGAGCAUUUUGUUUUCCUCCACGUAGAAAAUGUCUAAAUAGAGAGGGGAGCCGAGAGGGCAGCGGAGAGCGGAGCGGACAGGGGAGCUGAGCAGAGGGAUGAAAGGACUGAGAGAGAAAGGGAUGUCCUCAGGAGGGGAAUCCUCUAACCACUGCCUUUCAGCUCCAAACACAGUCUGAUACUACUCACAGUCAGCUCUAAACAGGUGUUACAAAGGACUAAAUCAGCUAUAUCAUCAGAAUUGAUUGAACCUAUUUGAUGUUAAUGUAGGGUUAUGGUUAGACUUUAGGUUAGGUGUAAUGAUAAAGUUAAGGUUAAAGCAGCAAUCAGCAGUUGAAACAAUAAUUAAGCGCUCUCCCAGCUGAGGGAUGGGGCAGGAGAAAUGUAACCACUCUCAAAUUCAUAGACAAAGCUAUGGAUGCAAGGACUGACCAUCCAAAAAAUCAUAAUUAUAGUUUUAACCAUGUUUUGAGGCUAUAUAGUCAGCCAGGUCACACCAGAUCCAAUGCAGUAUUCGAUGUUCGUCCAGGUCCCCAGGACGUCUGGAGAUGCCUUCAAUACUGGCCACUAGGGGCAAUGGUGAGUGCUAUUACCAUCAAAUCAAAUCACAUUUUAUUUGUCACAUAUACGUGUUUAGCAGAUGUUAUAGCGGGUGUAGCGAAAUGCUUGUGCUUCUAGCUCCGACAGUGCAGUAAUAUCUAACAAUUUCACAACAUAUACCCAAUACACACAAAAAAGUAAGGAAUGGGAUUUAAGAAUAUAUAUAUAUAUAUGGACAAGCAAUGACAGCAAUGACAGAGCGGCAUGGACUAAGAUACAGAAGAAUAUUAUAGAAUAGAAUGCAGUAUAUAAUAAUAAUAUAAUAUAAUAUGCCAUUGAGCAGACGCUUUUAUCCAAAGCGACUUACAGUCAUGCGUGCAUACAUUAUUUUAUUUUUUUGUGUAUGGGUGGUCCCGGGGAUCGAACACACUACCUUGGCGUUACAAGCGCCGUGCUCUACCAGCUGAGCUACAGAGGACCACAUAUACACCAUAUACAUAUGAGAUGAGUAGUGCAAGAUAUGUAAACAUUAUUAAAGUGACUAAUGUUCCAUUUCUUAAAGUGGCCAGUGAUUUCAAUAGGCAGCAGCAGCCUCUAAUGUGCUAGUGAUGGCUAUUUAACAGUCUGAUGGCCUUGAGAUAGAAGCUGUUUUUCAUUCUCUCGGUCCCAGCUUUGAUGCACCUGUAACUGACCUCGCCUUCUGGAUGAUAGCGGGGUGAACAGGCAGUGGCUCGGGUGGUUGAUGUCCUCAAUUAUCUUUUUGACCUUCCUGUGACAUCGGGUGCUGUAUGUGUCUUGGAGGGCAGGUAGUUUGCCCCCGGUAAUGCGUUCGGCAGACCGCACCACCCUCUGGAGAGCCCUGCGGUUGUGGGCGGUGCAGUUGCCGUACCAGGCGGUGAUACAGCCCGACAGGAUGCUCUCAAUUGUGGAUCUGUAAAAGUUUGUGAGGGUUUUUGGUGAUAAGCCAAAUUUCUUCAGCCUCCUGAGGUUGAAGAGGCUCUAUUGCGCCUUCUCGGAGUAGGCUCAGAGGAACACAGGUUCAAAGCACAUGUAAACAAACACUUUAUCAACAAGAUCUCAUGGUCUGAAAAGGUCUGACUUCGGUAUUCAACGUUUGUCCUGGGGGCAUCCUAAACCAUCUCACAGGUUCAAUCCCAGUGCUACACUCUUGGAAAAAGAAGGUGCUACCUGGAACCCAGAAGGGUUCUUCAGCUGUCCCCAUAGGAUAACCUUUUGAAGAACCCUUUUUGGUUCCAAGUAGAACCAUUUUGGUUCAAGGUAGAAAACGGUUCCAAAACGGUUCUACCUGGAACCACAAAGGGCUCUAAUUGGAACCAACAAUGGCUCGAACUGGAUACAAAAAUGAUUCUCCAAUGGGGACAGCCAAAGAACACUUUUGGAACCCUUUUUUCUAAGAGUGUAGGCACUAGUGUCAUGAACCCUGCGUCCUGAGUCUGUUCCUGCCUGUGUUGCCGUUUUUCUGCUCGGUAUCUCCUGUUUCCCGAAGGUUCCUGAACGCACCCUGUCCGGUUGCCGGGCGACGUUGCUAGGCGGGUGAUCUCUCGAUUACCCGCACCUGCUUCUCAUCCAUUCCCUGCUGGAUCGUUAGCCAUUAACAGUAUGUUUUGCCAGCGUAUCAGCCUCUGAGUACUAGCGUUAGUUUUGUUGUUUUUUGCACCUUAUUGACCUGCCUUGUACUUACCUCCGUUUUUUUCUGUCUACAGUCAUUCUCCCGGAACCUUCACCCAACCCCUGCCGUGCCAUCAUUUAAUCUGCCACUUCACCUCCACCUACUCAUCUCCGCCACCCGCUCCGUCUCCUGGAUUGGGCCCAGCCCGGUACGAGAUUGCAGCUCCAGAGGUUUCUGGGGUUUGUGAAUUUCUAUCGUAGAUUUAUGCGUGACUUCAGCCGUGUGGCCGCUCCUUUAACUGCCCUGACUUCUAGUACCAGAACCUUCAGUUGGAAUCCUGAGGCGGACCGAGCAUUUCUGGAUUUGAAGAGGCGAUUCACCAACGCUCCGAUUCUCUCUCAACCUGACACUGCCCGUCAGUUUGUCGUUGAGGUGGAUGCGUCUGAUGUGGGGGUUGGCGCCAUCCUGUCCCAGCGAUGCUCCACUGACGGUAAACUCCAUCCCUGCGCCUACUACUCUCGUCGUCUUUCGUCUGCGGAGAGGAACUACGAUGUGGGUAACCGGGAGCUUCUCGCAGUGAAACUUGCCUUGGAGGAGUGGCGCCACUGGUUGGAGGGGGCGGAGCAACCGUUUGUUGUCUGGACUGACCACAAGAAUCUUGCUUACGUGCAAUCGGCUAAACGUCUCAACUCCCGUCAGGCCAGGUGUUCGUUGUUUUUUGGACCCUUUAAUUUUUCCUUGACGUUCCGACCGGGGUCUAAGAACGGCAAGGCGGACGCCUUGUCCCGGAUGUUCUCCAAGACGGAGGAGAGUGGGGCCAAGACUGAGACGAUUCUUCCCCGGAACCUUGUCAUAGGAGCCGUUAUGUGGAGGAUUGAGGAGGAGGUUAUGGCGUCCCUUCGGACGCAGCCCGGCCCCGGUAACGGUCCACCCGGUCGGUUUUUUGUGCCUGAGUCGGUCCGUUUGGCUGUCCUCCAAUGGUCCCACGCCAGCAAGAUGGCUUGCCACCCAGGCGUGGCUCGGACGAUGGCGCUUCUACGCAGACGAUUUUGGUGGCCUGCCAUGGGAGAAGAUACUCGGAGGUUUGUUGCUGCCUGUCCAGUUUGUGCGCAGAACAAGAGUGCCAAUCGGCCCAGCUCUGGACUUCUUCAACCCCUACCUAUCCCCCGGCGACCAUGGUCGCAUCUGGCCCUGGACUUUGUCACUGGGUUGCCCUCUUCUGAGGGGAACACGGUCAUUCUGACUAUUGUGGACAGAUUCAGCAAGUUUGACCACUUUGUGCCCAUCUCCAAGCUUCCCUCUGCCUCUGAGACGUCCAAUAUCCUGGUUAGGGAGGUUUUCAGGGUUCAUGGAUUGCCCAGUGACAUAGUUUCCGACCGUGGUCCUCAGUUCACCUCUGCUGUCUGGAAGUCCUUCUGUUAGGCCAUUGGAGCUACAGUCAGUCUCACAUCUGGAUUUCACCCCCAAUCAGAGAGCCAACCAGAAGAUGGAAUCCACGCUGCGCUGCCUUGUUUCCUCCAACCCCACCUCUUGGGUCUCUCAGUUGCCUUGGGUUGAGUAUGCCCACAAUACUCUCCCUACUUCUGCCACAGGGAUGUCUCCCUUCCCGUGCCUAUACGGCUACCAACCCCCCCUGUUUCUCACUCAGGAGAAGGAUCUCUCGGUUCCCUCUGUCCAGGCCCACAUUCGUCGUUGCCACCGGACCUGGCAUCGGGCCAGAAAGGCCCUCCUUCGAGUUUCUGACCGGUAUCAGCUCCAGGCGAAUCGUCGCCGUAUUCCAGCCCCCGCUUAUGCCAUCGGAGAUAGGGUCUGGUUGGCUACACGGGACCUCCCUCUGCGGACUGAGUCAAGGAAACUGUCGCCGAGGUUCAUUGGUCCGUUUGUGGUGGAGAGAGUGAUCAAUCCGGUUGUGGUUCGACUCAAGUUGCCUAGGACGCUAAAAGUCCAUCCCACCUUCCAUGUCUCCUGCCUCAAGCCUGUUCUCCUCAGCCCUCUGUUGCCGCCUCCUCCUCCUUGGAUGAUCGGAGGAGGUCCUGUCUACACGGUGCGCCGCAUCAUGGAUUCCAGACGGCGGGGCCGGGGUUUCCAGUAUCUCGUGGACUGGGAGGGGUAUGGUCCUGAGUAGAGGAGUUGGAUUCCUCGGCGUCAGAUCCUUGAUGCUGACCUCCUUUGUGACUUCUACCGCCUCCAUCCUGGCGCUCCGGGUAGUCCGCCCGGUGGCGUUCAUCUGAGGGGGGGUACUGUCAUGAACCCUGCGUCCUGAGUCUGUUCCUGCCUGUGUUGCCGUUUUUCUGCUCGGUAUCUCCUGUUUCCUGACGGUUCCUGAACGCACCCUGUCCGGUUGCCGGGCGACGUUGCUAGGUGGGUGAUAUCUCGAUUACCCGCACCUGCUUCUCAUCAGCCUCAGCACACCUGGUCCUGAUCAUCACCCCUUCUUAAGCUCUGACCUGACAUCCAUUCCCUGCCGGAUCGUUAGCCAUUAACAGUAUGUUUUGCCAGCGUAUCAGCCUCUGAGUACUAGUGUUAGUUUUGUUGUUUUUUGCACCUUGUUGACCUGCCUUGUACUUACCUCCGUUUUUUUCUGUCUACAGUCAUUCUCCCGGAACCUUCACCCAACCCCUGCCGUGCCAUCAUUUAAUCUGCCACUUCACCUCCACCUACUCAUCUCAGCCACCCGCUCCGUCUCCUGGAUUAUUCUGCAUCCUUUUGAAUCUGUAAAUAAACACUCACCUUCGUUCAACUCACCUUGUCCUGGUCUGCUUCUGGGUUCGGUCUUAGAGAACCGUGACAACUAGUUUCUUUCUUUUUUACUCUAUCCCAAACAUUAACCCUUAACUUAACCAAUCGGAAUGAAUUCCUAUCUUAACUGUCAAAACUCUAAGAUUUUUUCCCCCGACCCCAGGACAAACGUUGAAUACUGAAGUCAGACCUUUUCAGAACAUGAGAUCUUGUUGAUAUAGUGCUUUGUUUCCAAACAUUGUCAUAAAACAGGCUUGCAGUACCAGUCAAAAGUUUGGACACACCUACUCAUUCAAGGGUUUUUCUUUAUUUUUACAAUUUUCGACAUUUUAGAAUAAUAGUGAAGACAUCUUUUGAUUUGUUUAACACUUUUUUGGUUACUACAUGAUUCCAUAUGUGUUUUUCAUAGUUUUAAUGUCUUCACUAUUAUUCUACAAUGUAGAAAAUACACUGCGCAAAAAAAUAAAGGGAACACUUAAACAACACAAUGUAACUCCAAGUCAAUCAGAUCUCCCAAGUGGCGCAGUGGUCUAAGGCACUGCAUCGCAGUGCUAGCUGUGCCACUAUAGAUCCUGGUUCGAAUCCAGGCUCUGUCGUAGCCGGCCGCGACCGGGAGACCCAUGCGACGGCGCACAAGUCGUCCAGGGUAGGGGAGGGAAUGGCCGGCAGGGAUGUAGCUCAGUUGGUAGAGCAUGGCGUUUGCAACGCCAGGGUUGUGGGUUCGUUUCCCACGGGGGGCCAGUAUGAAAAAAAAUAUAUACAUAAAAAUGAAUGCACUCACUAACUGUAAGUCGCUCUGUAUAAGAGCGUCUGCUAAAUAACUAAAAUGUGAAAUCACUGUCCACUUAGGAAGCAACACUGAUUGACAAUACAUUGCACAUGCUGUUGUGCAAAUGGAAUAGGCAACAGGUGGAAAUUAUAGGCAAUUAGCAAGACACCCCCAAUAAAGGACUGGUUUUGCAGGUGGUGACCACUUCUCAGUUCCUAUUCUUCCUGGCUGAUGUUUUGGUCACUUUUGAAUGCUGCCGGUGCUUUCACUCUAGUGGUAGCAUGAGACGGAGUCUACAACCCACACAAGUGGCUCAGGUAGUGCAGCUCAUCCAGGAUGGCACAUCAAUGCGAGCUGUGGCAAGAAGGUUUGCUGUGUCUGUCAGCGUAGUGUCCAGAGCAUGGAGACGCUACCAGGAGACAGGCCAGUACAUCAGGAGACGUGGAGGAGGCCGUAGGAGGGCAACAACCCAGCAGCAGGACUGCUACCUCCGCCUUUGUGCAAGGAGGAGCAGGAGGAGCACUGCCAGAGCCCUGCAAAAUGACCUCCAGCAGGCCACAAAUGUGCAUGUGUCUGCUCAAACGGUCAGAAACAGACUCCAUGAGGGUGGUAUGAGGGCCCGACGUCCACAGGUGGGGGUUGUGCUUACAGCCCAACACCGUGCAGGACGUUUGGCAUUUGCCAGAGAACACCAAGAUUGGCAAAUUCGCCACUGGCGCCCUGUGCUCUUCACAGAUGAAAGCAGGUUCACACUGAGCACGUGACAGACGUGACAGAGUCUGGAGACGCCAUGGAGAACGUUCUGCUGCCUGCAACAUCCUUCAGCAUGACCGGUUUGGCGGUGGGUCAGUCAUGGUGUGGGGUGGCAAUUCUUUGGGGGGCCGCACAGCCCUCCAUGUGCUCGCCAGAGGUAGCCUUACUGCCAUUAGGUACCGAGAUGAGAUCCUCAGACCCCUUGUGAGACCAUAUGCUGGUGUGGUUGGCCCUGGGUUCUUCCUAAUGCAAGACAAUGCUAGACCUCAUGUGGCUGGAGUGUGUCAGCAGUUCCUGCAAGAGGAAGGCAUUGAUGCUAUGGACUGGCCCGCCCGUUCCCCAGACCUGAAUCCAAUUGAGCACAUCUGGGACAUCAUGUCUCGCUCCAUCCACCAACGCCACGUUGCACCACAGACUGUACAGGAGUUGGCGGAUGCUUUAGUCCAGGUCUGGGAGGAGAUUCCUCAGGAGACCAUCCGCCACCUCAUCAGGAGCAUGCCCAGGCUUGUAGGGCACGUACAGGCACGUGGAGGCCACACACACUACUGAGCCUCAUUUUGACUUGUUUUAAGGACAUUACAUCAAAGUUGGAUCAGCCUGUAGUGUGGUUUUCUACUUUAAUUUUGAGGGUGACUCCAAAUCCAGACCUCCAUGGGUUGAUAAAUUUGAUUUCCAUUGAUAAUUUUUGUGUGAUUUUGUUGUCAGCACAUUCAACUAUGUAAAGAAAAAAUUAUUUAAUAAGAUUAUUUCAUUCAUUCAGAUCUAGGAUGUGUUAUUUUAGUGUUCCCUUUAUUUUUUUGAGCAGUGUAGUAAAAAUAAAGAAAAACCCUGAAUAACUAGGUGUGUCCAAACUUUUGACUGGUAGUGUAUAUUUUGGGUUCUGAUAAGGUACAACAGUUAAACUAAGCUCAUGAGGCAUGUAUGUUUUUCAAGAAUAAAUGGGUACAUAUCAUUAAUUUCAAAGUCCAAAAAUGGAUGUAGCAACUACAGAUUGCCCCUUUAAGGUUAGUUAUGUGGCUGUGUACAUCAGGACCAAAGAGGGAGUGAGCCUAGUUUAUUCUCCUCAAAAAUGUAUACCUAUAAGUAUGCCAGGUCCAGGAUAACAUGAAACUAAAAUAUGUGCCUCCGCACUCACCCUAGACGCUGGGACCAGCCACACGCACGCGCGGACACACAGACACACACACAAGUGCAUGUGCACAUGUACGUGCUAACACACACACACACACACACACACACACACACACACACACACACACACACACACACACACACACACACACACACACACACACACACACACACACACACACACACACACACACACACACACACACACACACACACACACCCCUGAGAGGACUGGCCCAAUUCUAAGUAGACCAAACAGGCAGAAACACAGGCAGCAUUUAAUUCCUAAAACCUGUCCCCUGUGCCCUACCUCAUCUCAUUCACUCAAGUGAACUGGACUGAACAGGCAUGCAGUGCAAACAACACACACACACACACACACACACACACACACACACACUGUGCAAGUGAUUUAUUGGGUGUGUUGGCCUGUAUUCAUAAAAAGCCAGAGUUUCCUCAUAAAAUGUGUUUGAUGGUGUUUAAUAUGACACAGAGUGUGUGGGUGGCUGCUCCUCUAGACCACUGUAACACCAGGGAGAAAUCAUGUUAAAUAUGGAUAUUAAAUGUGUAAAUGUCACAAUGAUCCUCACUGGAUUCUUGUGGGUGGGUCUUACCCUCUGUGGAAACAUAGUCAUCUAUCUAGACCAUAAUGUAGGUUUCCAAACCUAGAGCUGGAGAGUUAUGGGGACUGAAGGCUUUUGUUCCAACCCUGCAAUAACACACCUACAGUAACUAUUGUAGUUGAUUAUUUGAAUCAGAUGUCUUAGUGAUGGGCUGGAACAAAAGCCUACACACGCAGUAGCUCUUGAGCUCUUGAUGUGGUCUGACGCUGAAUAAGAAGAGUUCAGAGUAGAGAGAGGCGUGUGUGUUUGUGUGCGUGUGUGUUUGUGUGUGUGUGUGUUUGUGUGUGUGUGUGUGUGUUUGUGUGUGUGUGUGUGUGUGUGUGUGUGCGUACAUGCGUAUGUGUGUGUGCUCCUGACCCGGUGUCUCUGUCUCUCUCUGGUCAGGACGGUGUUGGAGAAGAGUUCAGAAGAGCGGUUGGUGUUCCUGCUGACCGUGUCAGAGUCUGCGGUCACGCUACGGUAUGGUCAGCCCAGUGGUCAGGUUCUCUCUAUGACCUUCAGCACCCAGGGCAGACUCACAGUGGACAGGUGGACCCACCUACCUCUACAGGUAAGAACCGGGUUACUGUACCUAUCACACUGCCUAUCUAACCUGUCCUGCUAUCCCCUGUUACAUGUGUUUUGGAAAGGAGUGGGUCUUGAGUUAUAUAUACACUCCACCUCUGUGGUGAUAGUAUGUACUUUUUUUGUUAGCUAUGCCAUUGCUAUGACACCAUUGUGUAAUCCUUUUGUGUCACUUUUCACUUGUUGACUUUGCACUUGACUUCAUGUGUGUAUUCCUGAGUUCAGGUGUGUGUGUUGUUGUCUGUAAGCCAUGUAUGCGUGCCAGUGUAUUUUCCAUCGGUUAGUGCAUGUGUCCUUAUUUUAAUGGUUGGCCAAUAGGCAGUAAGAGUAUUGAUAUUAAUGUGUUAAAUGAGAUCCACAGCAGGUCUGUGUUGAACUGGUGUCACUACACAUCUAGAGGCUGGAGAUGACGUAUGGGCGGGGGGUAAUUAUACUGGUAAACAUCUGCUUUGGACCAGCUGUGGGGGCAGGGGGGCACACACACAGACACACAUCAAGACACAACCAUGGGCAUACACACAGUCGUCCCUACGCUUCCUAAACAGUACACCAACAGGCAGAGAUGGCAAACAAAACAUAAAGGCAGGCACAGGACGGAGGAGAACUAUGGCUUUACAGUAUAUGCAGGGAUACCACUGCCCUUGUUAAAUACUUAUAUAAUGUAUUCUGCCUUACUGAAUACUAUAAGCUCCAUUAUCUAAGUGUAAAAAAUUACCUGACCAUUAUAAUCACUUUAUUUUACUGUGCAUUCGGAAAGUAUUUAAACCCCUUGACUUUUUCCACAUUUUGUUACGUUACAGCCUUUUUCUAAAAUUGAUUAAAUAACAAAUUUUCCUCAUCAAUAUACACACAAUAUCCCAUAAUGAUGAAGAAAAAACAGUUUUUUAGAAAUUUUUGCAAAUGUAUUAAAAUAAAAAACAGAAAUACCUUAUUUACAUAAGUAUUCAGACCCUUUACUAUGAGACUCCAAGUUGAGCUCAGGUGCAUCCUGUUUCUAUUGAUCAUCCUUGAGCUGUUUCUACAACUUGAUUGGAGUCCACCUGUGGUCAAUUCAAUUGAUUUGACAUGAUUUGGAAAAGCAAAGGUCCCACAGUUGACAGUGCAUGUCAGAGCAAAAACCAAGCCAUGAGGACGAAGGAAUUGUCCGUAGAGCUCCGAAACACGAUCGUGUCGAGGCACAGAUCUGGGGAAGGGUACCAAAAAAGGUCUGCAGCAUUGAAGGUCCCCAAGAACACAGUGGCCUCCAUCAUUCUUAAAUGGAAGAAGUUUGGAACCACCAAGACUCUUCCUAGAGCUGGCCGCCAGGCCAAACUGAGCAAUCGGGGAAGAAGGGCCUUGCUCAGUGAGAUGACCAAGAACCCAAUGGUCACUCUGACAGAGCUCAAGAGUUCCUCUGUGAAGAUGGGAGAACCUUCCAGCAGGACAACCAUGUCUGCAGCACUCCACCAAUCAGGCCUUUAUGGAAGAGUGGCCAGACGGAAACCACUCCUCAGUAAAUGGCACACGACAGCCCGCUUGGAUUAUAUAUUUAACAUUUUGUUUAUUUCUUUUCUUUUUUUUUUUCUUUUUUUUUUUAGGGAGUAGAUCAGCUUUAAUAUUUCAGAUAGAUUGUAACUUCCAUCAAUGUAAUUGUCUGCAUCACUUCCAAUCCCCCAUAUGUUUUUUUUCUCGCAAAUAUAUAUAUACAGUGGGGGAAAAAAGUAUUUAGUCAGCCACCAAUUGUGCAAGUUCUCCUGCUUAAAAAGAUGAGAGAGGCCUGUAAUUUUCAUCAUAGGUACACGUCAACUAUGCCAGACAAAAUUAGAAAAAAAAAUCCAGAAAAUCACAUUGUAGGAUUUUUAAUGAAUUUAUUUGCAAAUUUGCAAAAACUUUGCAAAAACUUAUAUACCCUUUGUUGGCAAUGACACAGGUCAAACGUUUUCUGUAAGUCUUCACAAGGUUUUCACACACUGUUGCUGGUAUUUUGGCCCAUUCCUCCAUGCAGAUCUCCUCUAGAGCAGUGAUGUUUUGGGGCUGUCGCUGGGCAACACAGACUUUCAACUCCCUCCAAAGAUUUUCUAUGGGGUUGAGAUCUGGAGACUGGCUAGGCCACUCCAGGACCUUGAAAUGCUUCUUACGAAGCCACUCCUUCGUUGCCCGGGCGGGGUGUUUGGGAUCAUUGUCAUGCUGAAAGACCCAGCCACGUUUCAUCUUCAAUGCCCUUGCUGAUGGAAGGAGGUUUUCACUCAAAAUCUCACGAUACAUGACCCCAUUCAUUCUUUCCUUUACACGGAUCAGUCGUCCUGGUCCCUUUGCAGAAAAACAGUCCCAAAGCAUGAUGUUUCCACCCCCAUGCUUCACAGUAGGUAUGGUGUUCUUUGGAUGCAACUCAGCAUUCUUUGUCCUCCAAACACGACGAGUUGAGUUUUUACCAAAAAGUUAUAUAUUGGUUUCAUCUGACCAUAUGACAUUCUCCCAAUCCUCUUCUGGAUCAUCCAAAUGCACUCUAGCAAACUUCAGACGGGCCUGGACAUGUACUGGCUUAAGCAGGGGGACACGUCUGGCACUGCAGGAUUUGAGUCCCUGGCGGCGUAGUGUGUUACUGAUGGUAGGCUUUGUUACUUUGGUCCCAGCUCUCUGCAGGUCAUUCACUAGGUCCCCCCGUGUGGUUCUGGGAUUUUUGCUCACCGUUCUAGUGAUCAUUUUCACCCCACGGGGUGAGAUCUUGCGUGGAGCCCCAGAUCGAGGGAGAUUAUCAGUUGUCUUGUAUGUCUUCCAUUUCCGAAUAAUUGCUCCCACAGUUGAUUUCUUCAAACCAAACUGCUUACCUAUUGCAGAUUCAGUCUUCCCAGCCUGGUGCAGGUCUACAAUUUUGUUUCUGGUGUCCUUUGACAGCUCUUUGGUCUUGGCCAUAGUGGAGUUUGGAGUGUGACUGUUUGAGGCUGUGGACAGGUGUCUUUUAUACUGAUAACAAGUUCAAACAGGUGCCAUUAAUACAGGUAACGAGUGGAGGACAGAGGAGCCUCUUAAAGAAGGUUACAGGUCUGUGAGAGUUACAGGUCUGUGAGAGCCAGAAAUCUUGCUUGUUUGUAGGUGACCAAAUACUUAUUUUCCACCAUAAUUUGCAAAUAAAUUCAUAAAAAAUCCUACAAUGUGAUUUUCAGGAUUUUUUUUUCUUAAUUUGUCUGUCAUAGUUGACGUGUACCUAUUUUAUUACAGGCCUCUCUCAUCUUUUUAAGUGGGAGAAAUUGCACAAUUGGUGGCUGACUGAAUACUUUUUUUCCCCACUGUACAUACGCUUGGAGUUUGCCAAAAGGCACCUAAAGACUCUCAGACCAUGAGAAACAAGAUUCUCUGGUCUGAUGAAACCAAGAUUGAACUCUUUGGCCUGAAUUCCAAGCAUCACGUCUGGAGGAAACCUGGCACCAUCCUUACGGUGAAGCAUUUUGGUGGCAGCAUCAUGCUGUGGGGAUGUUUUUCAGUGGCAGGGACUGGGAGACUAGUCAGGAUCGAGGCAAAGAUGAACGGAGCAAAGUACAGAGAGAUCCUUGAUGAAAACCUGCUCUAGAGCGCUCAGGACCUCAGACUGGGGCGAAGGUUCACCUUGCAACAGCACAACGACCCUAAGCACACAGCCAAGACAACACAGGAGUGGCUUCGGGACAGGUCUCUGAAUGUCCUUGAGUGGCCCAUUCAUAGCCCGGAUUUGAACCCGAUCAAACAUCUCUGGAGAGACUUGAAAAUACCUGUGCGCUCUGGAGCAGGUCCAACCCCAUCCAACCGGACAGAGUUUGAGAAGAUCUGCAGAAAAGAAUGGGAGAAACUCCCCAAAUACAGGUGUGCCAAGCCUGUAGCGUCAUACCCAAGAAGACUUGAGGCUGUAAUCGUUGCCAAAGGUGCUUCAACAAAGUACUGAGUAAAGGGUCUGAAUACUUAUGUAAUGUAAUAUUUUCAAUGUUUUAUAUUGAAUAAAUUAGCAAACAUUUCUAAAAACCUGUUUUUGCUUUGUUGUUAUGGGGUAUUGUGUGUAGAUUGAUGAGGGAAAAAACUCUUUGAAUCCAUUUUAGUAUAAGGAGUAACACAAUGAGGAAAAAGUCAAGGGGUCUGAAUUCUUUCAGAAUGCACUGUAUAGGUACACAAUACAGCACGGUUCUGCAACUGGCGGUGGUUUAAUUUUGCGGAGCAAUAUUUUUUUUAUAUAUAUACAUAUAUUAUUUGGGGAUAUCUGCUACAGGUGAUUUUUAUUUGAGAAAUCUGUUCCCAAGUAUUCCCACGCAUAAUAGAGAGAUAUGUGAUCGUCUACAAAUGUAAGCAAGGUUUUAAAUUAUUAUGUUUUAGUCAAAUAUUAUAUCUGUUUGGGAUUCUUGCGGUCAAUUUGCAGUCAAAUGAUUUGUAAUUAUGUUCCGGCCCCCAAACAUCCGCUCAAGAAAAAAUCCUCCAGCGGCUGAAUCUAGUUGAUGAUCCCUGCUAUACAGUAUAUAUUCCUUUUACUGGAGGUGCCUAGACGACAUUGUAUGUGACUCGUAACACGGUUGAUAUUGUUGUGAACCAGGAGUGAUUUGUAGUUGAGUACCUACUGACUUCCCCUUCUCAGUGCUGACAGCUCAAUAGCUACCAGGAGUUGUGUUUAGCUGAGUCUAAUGCUCAAAGGUUGCGAGUUCCAAUCUCAUCUCGGACAAAUUUAGCAUUUUAGCUAAUUAUCAACUUUUCAACUACUUACUACUUUUUAGCUACUUUGCAACUACUUAGCAUGUUAGCUAACCCGUUCCCUAACCCUAACCUUAACCCUUUUAGCUAACACUUAACCUAACCCUAACCUUAACCCUUUUAGCUAACCCUUCCCCUUCCCCUAACCCUAACAUUAACCCUUUAACCUAACUCCUAAACUUAGCCCUAACCUUACCCUAACCCCUAACCCUUAUCCCUAACCUAGCUAACGUUAGCGAGCUAGCUAAUGUUAGCCACCUAGCCACCUAGCUCGAAUUCACACCAUAUCAUAGGUUUUGCAACUUUGUAACAUAUUGUACGUUUUGCAAAUUCGUAACAUAUAAUACGAAUUGUAAUUUGUAACAUAUCAUACGAAAUGGGUGAUGGAUAUGCACAAAUUAAGACAUACCAUACGAAAUGUAACAUAUCAUACUAAAUAGUGUCUCAGCUUGAUGUACAGAAUAAUACAAAAUGAUCUGAGACCAGGUUGGUAAUGCUGCUGCUCUGUCUGUCUGCCUGUCUGUACUGUGUGACUGACUGACUGACUGACUGACCCACUGUAGUGGAAUGGUGUGAUGAUGACGUGAUCCUUUGUGACCAAACAGAAGAAGAACAUUGUGCUUAUUAUCUCUGACAAACCUGGUCUGUGUAGGCCCCAACACAGCAGUGGUUAUGGAUCGUUUGUAGCGGCGUGUCAGCAACAAUACAGACAUUACACUAUGAAACAGCCAGGUAAUUGAGUAGCUACAGAGGCACUCGACACACACAUACGCAUACGCACACACACACACAGGCAUGCACACAUCCUCACACACAACCUCGUCCGUUUGACGAAUUCAAAAGAGCAAAAGGAGAGAAGAAGACGGUCAAUAAAGAACAACAACAUUACAGGAGGAAGGGACUCCAGGGAGAGAGAGAGAAGGAAACCACCAUCCCUAGGCGCUUGUCCAAUGUGAUUAUGAUAACGAGGGAGUGAAAAGAGGAGAGGAAAAUGCAGCCUGGAGGAAGGAGGCAGGGAGGGAUGGAGGGAGGGAGGUGGAUGGGUGAUGUGACUCUAAGGCAUUCUGUUUUGGGGGUGCCAGGGGGUGGUGUAUGUCAGUAACACUGCUAGGUGAUCAGCAGUGUGAGUGUAUGUGCAUAUCUAACUUUUGUCGGUGGGACGGACGACUGCUGUAACAGAGAUAAAACAAGAAGCGACUGACGUGAGACUGAAGAAGGGAGCUGUGGAGGCAGGUGAGAGGGGGUGUAGGUACUGUAGGUGCGAAGGGAGGAUUGGAAGCACUGUUGCGUUUCCUCUGUUUCGCGUUGCAUGUCUCUCUCUCUCUGUCUCGUUCUUUAGCUCUGGGGAAUCAGUUAGAACUUGUUCUGGUGUCACACUACUGCUGCGGACUACUGGUAGCUUUCUCCACCUGCAAACUUCUGGCAGGUCACUCCACUUAG